This is a messenger RNA of Neodiprion virginianus, 2199 nucleotides long. RefSeq names its product organic cation transporter protein-like. Gene Ontology annotation, cellular component: membrane. Gene Ontology annotation, biological process: transmembrane transport. The transcript has 10 exons. The coding region runs from base 264 to 2063 and encodes 599 amino acids. Gene Ontology annotation, molecular function: transmembrane transporter activity. NCBI's taxonomy places the organism in Eukaryota, Metazoa, Arthropoda, Insecta, Hymenoptera, Diprionidae. The record is from RefSeq and is a predicted model, not a curated record.
UACAGCGCGUAGGAAUAAACAAUUUUUUCUUCAAGUUCAUUCAGCGGCUUUAGAGUUUAUUUAUCUUACUUGUGAUAAAACUCGGAAACAUUUGCAUUAUUUUCGCACGAAAAUUUAAUUAUUUUCAUAUAACAAACACUUCCCGGUAAAAUCUAGCUUAAAACGCAGUUCACUGGUAAUCUAAACUAACUCAGCGAAUUCUUGGAUGAUCAGCGUAAAAUUGCGUACAUGCACUCCCUGUCAGGAGCUGAAUUGUUACCAGGAUGGUAAAUUGCGAAGGAAACGAAGACGAAGGAGACGCGACUCUGGGAGAAACGAUCCUGAAGGAUGUCAAAGUGUCGGAUCGGAAAGGUGAGAUCCAACCGGACGUCGAUGUGUGCAGCAUGCUGGCGCACGCUGGGGAUUUUGGGAGGUACCAAAUACUCCUGAUGGUGCUCUUUAGUCUGGUGAACGUUCUCUCGGCUUUUCACUACUUCGCCCAGACAUUUAUCACGAUACAACCCGCCGAUUUACGGUGCGAUUCGAUAAACGGGGACAGUAAUUUAACCGAUAUUCUCAACGUCACGCAGGGACUACAAUUAGCAGAUGUUCUGAAAAUACGACCGAAGAACGGUGACAAAUGCAAAGGGUAUUACUUAGACAUGACGGAAAUCAUCACCGAGGAAGAGACCGUAGAAAAAUCUGUCUGGAAACUCGAGGAGUGCACGGCCUUUGACUACGACAGACAUUUCGGAUACGAAAGCAUCGUCACCGAGCUAGACUGGGUCUGCAAGGAUGCUUGGAAAGCGGCGUUGGGUCAGUCGAUGUACUUCGUUGGGGCUGUAGGUGGGACAUUUAUGAUGGGCAUUGCGGCGGACAAAUGGGGCCGAGUGAAGGCCCUGAUUGCCGCCUUCCUUUUUGCGAUACUCGGCAAUACGAUGACCAUAUUAUCAAGCGGCCUGGAGCUCUUUGCCGUUUCAAGGUUCAUCGCUGGACUCGCAACCGACACGAAUUUCGUUAUGAUGUAUAUAAUCGUCAUGGAGUACAUCAGGCCCAGCAUGCGGACCUUUGGAUUGAACAUUUGCAUCGGUGUGUUUUACUGUCUCGGAUGUAGCGUCGUACCUUGGCUGGCGGUUGGCCUUGAAACGUGGAGAAAAUUCUUGAUGAGCGUCUCGGUCCCGAUGGUACUGGUUCCCUUUUACUACUUCAUCCUGCCCGAAAGCGCCUCCUGGCUUCUGACCAAAGGACGAGCUGACAAAGCACUCGAGGGCUUUCUAAGGAUCGCCAAAAUUAAUGGCAAGGUUAUUCCUGACGAGGUCGUCGCACGGUUUCAAGCGGUCCACAAGGACGGGGGAAAACCACCUCAGACGAGCUUGCACGAGCUUUUUAAAACUCCGAACCUAAGACGAAAAAUGUCCAUUCUGGUGUUCAAAACGAUGACUUUGACACUUUGUUACGACGCCAUAUCACGAAACGUGAACAUAAGUGGCACCUCACCGUUCGUUAUAUUUUCCCUCGGUUCUCUCACCGUGUUUCCAGCCUGUUUGGUGAUCCUGACAUUGCAGGACAAAAUAGGGCGGAAGGGACUUUUCUUCAUUGCCGUUUUGCUCUCGGCAUUUCUAACGUCUAGCAGCGGUUUGAUGCAUGCAUUCCUGAAAGAUGCAGCGAUACUAUCCACAGAUCUGAUGGUCCACAUGAGUAUUGGUCUAUCAGUGACUGCUAGACUUUGCGUUGUUAUUGCUUUCAACUCCGGGUCCCAAUAUGCUGCCGAAUUAAUACCUACAGUGAUAAGAGGACGAGGAGUAGCCCUGAUUCAUGUUGUUGGAUACGCCGCCAGCUUCCUUAGUCCACUUCUCUUAUACCUGUCUAGGUUUUGGCAACCGCUGCCUGAUCUUCUUCUCGGGCUGCUGUGUUUCAUCUGUGCAUCGCUCACUCUUUUAUUGCCGGAAACCCUGGGACGAACACUUCCGGCAUCAUUAAACGACGGCGAGGUAUUUGGCGAGGAGGAUAGACCCUGCGAUUUUGCUUGCUGCGGCGGUAGGACGAGUCGUCGUGGCCGAGAUGAAAAUCGGGACGAGCAAUAAGUAGCAGCACCACAUUGGAUGCAGCGUAUCAAAACGUACCUGUAUAAAUAAAAAUAAUUCAUUCUGAUUGUUUCAUUUCUGAGACUGGAUACGUUGUUCCGAAAGAUUUUUAAGAGGAGAAAAUACGUGUACAAAA